AUGAGAGGGGAAGGCGUCUGCAGCAAGAUGGAUGUGGGCAGCAAGGAGGUUUUGAUUGAGAGCCCGCCGGACUACUCAGCAGCCCCCCGGGGCCGGUUCAGCAUCCCCUGCUGCCCUGUGAACCUCAAACGCCUCCUCAUCGUCGUCGUGGUGGUAGUCCUUGUGGUCGUGGUGAUUGUAGGGGCCCUGCUAAUGGGUCUUCACAUGAGCCAGAAACACACCGAGAUGGUCCUAGAGAUGAGCAUUGGGGGACCAGAAGCCCAGCAGCGCCUGGCCCUGAGUGAGCGUGUGGGUACCACUGCCACCUUCUCCAUCGGCUCCACUGGCAUUGUAGUGUAUGACUACCAGCGGCUCCUGAUUGCCUAUAAGCCAGCCCCAGGAACCUGUUGCUACAUCAUGAAGAUGGCUCCAGAGAACAUCCCAAGUCUUGAGGCUCUCACCAGAAAGUUCCGGAACUUCCAGGUCAAGCCUGCAGUGUCUACCUCUAAGCUGGGCCAGGAGGAGGUCCGUGAUGCUGGCUCAGCAUCCUCUGUGGACCUGGACUUCCUGGGCACCACUGUGAGCACCCUGUGUGGCGAGGUGCCCCUCUACUACAUCUAG
Puma concolor (puma) is the source of this 600-nucleotide messenger RNA. It is a transcript of the gene SFTPC, whose product is annotated as surfactant protein C. Gene Ontology annotation, biological process: respiratory gaseous exchange by respiratory system. Lineage: Eukaryota; Metazoa; Chordata; Mammalia; Carnivora; Felidae. The record is from RefSeq and is a predicted model, not a curated record. Gene Ontology annotation, cellular component: extracellular region; alveolar lamellar body.